This is a messenger RNA of Lindgomyces ingoldianus, 414 nucleotides long. RefSeq lists its product as uncharacterized. Gene Ontology annotation, molecular function: medium-chain fatty acid-CoA ligase activity. The transcript is spliced from 3 exons. Gene Ontology annotation, biological process: fatty acid metabolic process. The record is from RefSeq and is a predicted model, not a curated record. The annotation marks the transcript as partial. Lineage: Eukaryota; Fungi; Ascomycota; Dothideomycetes; Pleosporales; Lindgomycetaceae.
UCUACUCUUAUAAACUCCUUCCCGCAGCAGUCAUCUGUAACGGCCGUCAUCGUGCCCGGCCAGCCAGCUCUGACCGUGUCCUUCACCCAAUUAAGCAACGACAUUCGCAAAUGCCAGCGCAAGCUCGCCGCUCUUGGCAUCACCCACGAGUCUGCCGUGUCCAUUGUCCUCCUAAACAGCUGUAAGUUUAUUGUCUCCUUCCUCGCCGCAUCGUGGCAGCGCGGCAUCGCCGCGCCGCUAAACCCAAAUUACAAACAAUCCGAAGUCGAAUUCUACAUCGAUGACCUCUUGUCGUCUCUCGCCCUAGUCCCGAAAGGCGCCUUCGCCGCCAACGCGCCCUCCGUCCGCGCUACCCGCAAGUACAGGGGAUCGAAGAGCCGUACUAAGCCACGGAUGACUGAGGCCCGAAAAUAG